GAUGCAACACCCGAAGCGCAGUAGUCGGAAGGCCUUCUUUGCUUUCGGUGAUCCUUCGCAGCACAGCUUCCUCACUCAUAUACACACCGCACUCACAAGCCGCGGUGCAUACGUUACCAUGAGCUCCGCAAAGGCUGCCGCUUCCAAGAAGAAAAAGUCGCCAAUAGAUAACCAAGGUAAACCCGCAGCAGCAACACCGGCAGCAUCGAAGGAUGCAAAAGCCGAGGCGAGUACGAAGACUGAAGACAAGCGAGAAGCGGAACAGCCACAAAAUGCGAAACACGUGGUGUUCAACGACUCGAAUCUCAGGAAAGUGAUCCAUAUUCCGCGCGAUCAAAUUGACCCCGUGGCAAUCUGGAACGUGUACUCCCAUGUGGCCUACUCGACCAAAAGAGAACAGCGCUAUCUUCAGCGAUGCCUGAGCACACGCAUCCACGAAAGCUUGGAGCGCUGCCCUACUCUGUUCCCGGACCCGCCAAGCAAAGGUGACCCAGAUCAACAGUCAAAAUUGGGCCGUUUGAACAGAAAUCUGGACGGGAAGUUUGCAGAGUUCUUGAAAGAGCAAGGCUACGGCAAAAACGUAGUGGCAUGUGCUAUUUAUGUGAUGUCUGUCUGGCCAUCUUUCCCACUCCUGCAGCGGCCUCCGAUCUCGCCGAGGGUGCAGAGAGCCAUGGAAGCUUUGCAGAAUGGUACUAGACUGUACGUCUUCAACGAGAAGCCCAACUCGCCUUUGAAGUGUGGUGCAGCGUUACGAAUGCUCCACGGCAUUGACGCGGAUGAGGCCAGCAUUGCGAUUUUUAAUCCUGACGAGCCCUCCGUGAUUGACGGGUACAUUCCAAUGUCAUUUAUCGUGUCGCUCACGUUUGGGCUUGAGUCUGUGGAAAAGGAUCAUCAUCUGAGGAAAGAUGGGAAAGUUCUUUGCGCCGACGGUGAACGACGGUUCUUAGAGUCGCCGAAGCGCGCCUUCACAAUUCACUGCGCGGCUCCCGAUAAAUUCUAUGUAACAUUCAUCGCCCCGAAUCAGAUGGAAUUUGACAACUGGACGAGGGUUGUCGACUACUUUGUGCUACUCAACGCGUGCUGCCGCACUUACAUCCAAUCACGUUAA
Leptomonas pyrrhocoris is the source of this 1108-nucleotide messenger RNA. RefSeq lists its product as hypothetical. The coding region runs from base 119 to 1108 and encodes 329 amino acids. The transcript has a single exon. NCBI's taxonomy places the organism in Eukaryota, Euglenozoa, Kinetoplastea, Trypanosomatida, Trypanosomatidae. The record is from RefSeq and is a predicted model, not a curated record.